GUUUUCAAUUCCUUUUUUUGUUUGUUUUCUUCUUAUAAUCAAUUAUUUGCUCUUUUUAUAUAUUUUUUUACUAUUCUUUUUUUGCUUUAUUUCCACAGAAAUAUAAAGUCAAAUAUGCCUCGCGAAAUCAUAACAAUUCAGACUGGACAAUGCGGCAACCAAAUUGGCGCCGAGUUCUGGAAGCAGCUGUGCCUGGAGCACGGGAUCAGCACCGACGGAAUCCUCGAGGACUUUGCGACCAACGGCACAGACCGCAAGGACGUUUUCUUCUACCAAGCCGACGACGACCACUACAUUCCGCGGUCAAUCCUCGUCGACCUCGAGCCCCGCGUCAUCAACAACAUAAUGGAAUCGCCCUGUGGCAACCUAUACAACCCAGAGAACAUAUACCUGAGCAAGGACGGUAGCGGAGCCGGAAAUAACUGGGCCAGUGGGUAUAGCCAAGGAGAACGUAUCUGCGAGGAUAUCCUUGAGAUGCUUGAUCGGGAAGCAGACAACAGUGAUUCCUUGGAGGGCUUCAAUCUUCUGCAUUCAAUUGCCGGAGGUACGGGGAGCGGGUUGGGGAGCUUUUUGCUGGAGCGGUUGAGCGAUAGGUAUCCGAAGAAGCUUCUGCAGACGUACUCUGUGUUCCCUAAUAGCGAGGACUCGUCGGAUGUCGUUGUUCAGCCGUACAACAGUUUGUUGACGCUUAAGAGGCUAGCGAAGAACGCCGAUUGCGUUAUGGUGCUGGAUAACGCGGCGCUGACGCGGAUUGUUUCCGACCGGCUGCAUAUCCAAAAGCCGGAUAUUUCGCACACCAACCAGUUGGUUUCCACGGUGCUCAGCGCCAGCACGACGACACUGCGGUACCCGUCGUAUAUGAACAAUGACUUGGCCAGUAUGAUAUCUCCGCUGAUCCCGGUGCCCAAAUGUCACUUCAUUUCCACCGCGUAUACGCCGUUUACCAGUGCAGAUGCGGACACUGCCAAGGUCGUGCGCAAGACCACGGUGCUGGAUGUUAUGCGGAGGCUCUUGCAGCCAAAGAACAAGAUGGUGUCGACGUUGCCGACGAAGAGCAGCUGUUAUAUUUCCAUUCUGAACAUUAUCCAGGGCGACGUGGAGCCGACGGAAGUGCAUAAGUCUCUGUUGCGAAUUCGCGAGCGCAGAAUCGCGCAGUUUAUCCCCUGGGGGCCUGCCAGUAUCCAGGUUGCGCUGACCAAAAAGUCGCCCUAUAUCCAUACUGCGCACCGGGUCAGUGGGCUGAUGAUGGCUAAUCAUACGAGUAUUGCUGGGUUGUUUGGCCGCACGUUGACGCAGUAUGAUCGGUUGAGGAAGCGGAAUGCCUUUUUGGAUCUUUAUCGCCGCGAGCCAAUGUUUGCCGACAGCAUGGAUGAGUUUGAUGAUGCCAGGGAGACUGUCGUCGACCUUAUUAAUGAAUACCGCGCCUGUGAGUCCGAGAACUACCUCAAGGGCCCGGCCGAUGCUACUACCAGCUAGCCAAAUAAACAAAAACGUGAUUAAUAAAAAUAAGUGACGUAUGCCAUCCUUUUUAUUUUAUUAGGUUCAUGAAUCAAACCUUUUUUUUUUGUUCUUUCUCUUCUCUUGAAUUUUGAAUUUUGAAUUUGACUGAUUUUUUCUUUUGUAGCUCAAUUUCGGGCCCGAC
Molecule: messenger RNA, 1642 nt
Organism: Kickxella alabastrina
Lineage: Eukaryota; Fungi; Kickxellomycota; Kickxellomycetes; Kickxellales; Kickxellaceae
Product: tubulin gamma chain
Exons: 2
Coding region: 115-1476 (453 amino acids)
Biological process (GO): cytoplasmic microtubule organization; microtubule nucleation; mitotic spindle organization
Cellular component (GO): spindle; microtubule; cytoplasm
Molecular function (GO): GTP binding; structural constituent of cytoskeleton
Source: RefSeq, a predicted model, not a curated record